Molecule: messenger RNA, 3555 nt
Organism: Electrophorus electricus (electric eel)
Lineage: Eukaryota; Metazoa; Chordata; Actinopteri; Gymnotiformes; Gymnotidae
Product: serine protease 23
Biological process (GO): proteolysis
Molecular function (GO): serine-type endopeptidase activity
Source: RefSeq, a predicted model, not a curated record
AAAUUCCUGUGACACAAACCCUUAUCAAUAAAGGUCUCAUCCUAAAAGAAAAUGUAACACAGUUACAUUCAAUUCUAAUUCAGAAAUGCAUUUACUCUUUAAAAAAGUAUCAAUAUAGGAAACUAUGGAAAGCAUUUUAGUUUUGAAAAUGUAAAAAACAACAAGAGAGGCCAUGAUUAGUUACAAAUAAUUUCUUAAUAAACAGAGGGAAAUGAAUAUGUCAGCAAAACUACUCCUUCACACUGAUCUAAGACCUUUCUUUUAGUCUUAUUUCUAUUCAAAUGACCAGAAAAUCUAACUACAGAUGGAUUUGUGUAAGGCAGCUUGUAUGAACACCAAGACAUUCAGGCCAUGAAAUGCGGAGACACUAAGGCUGGAUGGAGUAGGUGGGUGACAAUGCAAACUUGCAGUCUUCAAUGCUGCCAUGGCGACCAAGCCAACAGUCCAAAACAGACUGGUCUUUCAUGUGAUCAUGGUUACGCCCACCAGUGGACUGGGGUUAAUGUCAAGAUCAGGGUGUAGGAAUCGCUGUCAUUUUUUCUGUCCUCUUCCUGUUUGUGUUUUUCUUGUCUAAUGUCACAGCCAGCUUGUUCCCUGCGUUUUGUUGCACUGAUUUCACUGAAGACGCAUAUCCGAUUUUAUCAAAUCCCUCGGUGAAGGCAUUUUCCAAUCACAAUGUUUUGUACCUGACUUCAUUUAUUGCGUUCACCGUUUCCCCGAAGCACUGUAUAUCAAAACUACAAACUGGCUUGGAAACAUGUCAAAACAUCCUUUCAGUUAUGCAAAGACCUAAAGUAAAUUCCCUAAGGACAUAUUGCGUGCCGUUGAUGCUUAGACACAGAACAUAGAUCUAAAUAUGAAGCUCUAAAAUUUGUGACAGUGAGAAACUUUCAUUUUCUUAGAACACUCAUCGUCCCUUGAUAAUGUUAGGAUUAAAUAAUAAUCCAGCCAGUUGUAAUAUGUUCAAAAUAAAUGUAAUAAAUUUCUAAUUAUAUUUUUUUGUUUUUUCCUUCUGCAAACACAUACCUUGUUGCUUUUCCGAAUUACUGUAUUUCCCCUUCACAAACAAAAAGAGCCUGCAUGCGUAUAAAAAACCCCCCAAAAAAACAAACAAAAAACGUGCAUACAAGCAGGAAAAGAAAUAAAACGCCAAGCACCACUUCAAGAAAGCAGCAGUCCGGCUAGUCGCGUGAGACGCAGGCUGUGCGAAGUGUUCGUUAUUCGCUGUCACGUGGUCGCGUUGAACCCUAAAGAUGUGGUCUGCGACUCUGCUGGUCGACCAUCUGGAUUACGCUGCUCAUGGACUCGGGUGGACUUAAGAUCCGCGAGUUUCUGGGAGUUUCUAUGGGGACAUUUAACGAGAUGAGUUCCGAGGAAGGACGGAGAAAAGAUAACCUGAAGUGUCUAUCCUACUGCUCUGUUCUUUAAGUGGAUUUUCCAAAUAUUUUCUCGUGCCGCCUCAGUGACACCUGCUCGCCGACCUCUCAUUGAUCCGCUCUAACUCCUGAUACCUACAGGUGCAGCCACCACUAUGGCACCUCCACAUCCCCCUGACCUCCGCCUCACCCUCCUCCUGUUUCUGCAUGUCUGGCUUGGCUCCCCCCAGAGGCCACAGUGGCCUCUGCAGCGUGUGCCUGUGGUCCUUCCCCAGCACAUUGAGGAGCGACCACCCCCUCACUUCCUUGCACCGGCGCAUCUGGACGUGACCUCCUCCUGCAGCCCUGAGUGUCACAAGCAGGCUCCAACCCCUACAUACUGGGACCUGCGGCACUUCCUGUCCUACGAGACCCUGCACUCCAGUGGCCAGCUGACUGAGACAGUCGUGGGAAUCUAUGGUUUCAACCCAAACACCCUCCACGAGGGCCCCGCUGUGCAGCAAGGGCGGUCCCGGGCCAAGCGCCAGAUCUUUGGGCCUGACGGGCGCUUCAGCAUCGUGGGUCAGGACUUCCUGUUGAACUACCCCUUCUCAACUGCAGUGAAACUGUCCACUGGAUGCUCAGGCACAUUGGUAGGUGAUCGGCACGUCCUCACGGCAGCCCACUGUUUGCAUGAUGGGAAAAACUACGUGAAGGGUGCGCAGAGGCUGCGCGUUGGUUUCCUGAAGCCGCGGCAGAAAGACUCCCAAGUGAACAACAGCACGGGCAAGCUGAAAUCUCCUGCCCAAGAGAAGAUGAAGUUCCAGUGGAUCCGAGUGAAGCGCACACAUGUGCCCAAGGGCUGGAUCAAGGGCAACGCCAACGACAUUGGCAUGGACUAUGAUUACGCCCUCCUGGAGCUAAAGAAAGCUCACAAGCGCCAGCACAUGAAGCUGGGGGUCAGCCCUGCUGCCAAACAGCUCCCCGGCAAACGUGUGCAGUUCUCUGGCUUCGACAACGACCGUCCAGGCCAGCUGGUGUACCGCUUCUGCAAGGCCGGGGACGAGACCUACGACCUACUCUAUCAGCAGUGUGAUGCCCAGCCUGGCGCUAGUGGCUCUGGGGUCUACGCACGCAUGUGGGACCGCAGGCGGCGCCGCUGGGAGCGGAAGGUGAUUGGAGUCUUCUCGGGACACCAGUGGGUGGACCUCAAUGGUUCCCCCCAAGAGUUCAACGUGGCAGUGCGCAUCACUCCCCUCAAAUAUGCCCAGAUCUGCUACUGGAUCAAAGGGAACUAUGUGAACUGCAGAGAAGGCUAAACUAAUGCUAAAGUGUUAUUCCUCCUCCAAGUGCAUCUGUUAGAUUCAUUCAAACAGAAGUUAAUGAUCAUUAAUACACUGUAUGUAAACACUGAAAAAGGAACAUGGAAAACCCCAUUCAUAUAUAAAUGUACAUUUCCUAGUUAUGCUAAUUUCUACCAAUUCAUAUAUCUAGUUACUUUUCUUAACAAAAAGUUUGCACGGUCUUAUUUAGCUUGGAGCAUCCUUUUCCAUAGUCUACAUCCAACUUUAGUUUGUAUUUGCCAAGACAGCAAGCAAAAAUAUAGUUUGUUUAUUAUGACCAAAUUGCAAAAGCCACAUGAAAAUCACAGCACCACUCUUGACAGUACCACGUGCUUAUCAGUCUGCAGACCUCUUCUAUUGAAAGCACUGAAGCAAUUCUGUGGACACUAAGCCUUUGUAACAUACUGUGUAUUUCUGUGAUUUACUGCAUUUAACCAAAUGUGAUCUCUAAUGGUUACAUACAGAUGUUACACAUGCAUGGGUCUUUACUGUAUAUAACCUGUGUCCAUGCGAGUGUCUUUUUGUAUUGUUACCCCCCUCUAGUGGUCAAAGACAGUUCUUUAUAGGAUGGUCACCACACAACACUGGUUCUACCAGCUGUUGGUGAAUGGAUGCUGCCCAUAUACAUGAUCAUAGAUCUGCUUAGUAUCUUUGAUAUAAGGUUUGGAGAUGGUGCUGAUACUAGAUCACUGUACAAUGGCAAAAAUAAGUAUUUAAGUAUAUAGAUCGAGGCGACUCAUUAGCGCUGAAGCACUUUGAAUUUAUAUUGCUAUUUUCAAUGUCAUUAAUAGCUUUUGAUAGCAAGUUACACUGUACUAUAAACACAUUAAAUACACUUGAAUAAGAUUGUGCCAUAA